This is a messenger RNA of Calypte anna (Anna's hummingbird), 2255 nucleotides long. Its product is annotated as protein brambleberry-like. The record is from RefSeq and is a predicted model, not a curated record. The coding region runs from base 961 to 2166 and encodes 401 amino acids. Lineage: Eukaryota; Metazoa; Chordata; Aves; Apodiformes; Trochilidae. The transcript is spliced from 10 exons.
ACCGCGAUCUCCGGUGCUUUUCAGCCCCCCCGAGUCUGACCAAGAUCCGUGGCACCCCCGGGUGUAUUGAGGAGGGGUCCCCCUAUAAGGGGAGGGUCCCCUCAUCUCACAGUGGGGGGUGCCCGCAAUUGGGUGGGGGUCUUAACCCUUUCCCUCAAUUUGGGGGUGUCUCGGUGGGUUCCCCACUCUGUUUCUGCCCACAAGACCCCCCCCCUUAUGCUGCCCCUGGAUGUAUUGGGAGGGUCGUGUGUGUGUGUCCCCCCCCCCCCAUGGUGGAUCCCCCUUUACCUUCUCCCUGGAUUUGGGGGUGUCUGAGGAGGGGUCCCCACUCUGUUUCUGCCCACAAGACCCCCCCCUUAUGCUGGGUGUAUGGGGGGGAUGUCCUCUCAAUGUGAGGGUUCUUCAACCCCCUCCCUCAAUUUGGGGGUGUCUCAGGGGGCUCCCCACCCUGUUUCUGCCCUAUCAUGCUGCCCCUGGAUGUAUUGGGAGGGCCCCCCCCUCCCAUAGUGGGUCCCCCUUUCCCCUCUCCCUGGAUUUGGGGGUGUUAAGGGUCUCCCCACCCUGUUUCUCCCUACAGGACCCCCCCAGGAUGUUUCCCCUGGGUUUCUUGGGGGGAUUCUCCUCAAUGGGGAGGUCUCCCAAGCCUCUCCUUGGAUUUGGGGGUGUCUCAGUGUGGUCCCCACGCCCUCCUUCCCCUUAGGCCCCCCUCUCCUCUUUCCCCUGUCUGUGUUGGAGGGGGAUGUCCCCCAAACCUCUCCUUGGAUUUGAAGGUUCCUUAGGGUGCUCCCCACUCUUUUUUUUUUUUUUUUCCUCCCCACAUGGCCCCCUGAUCAUAUUCCCCUGGGGUGCAGUGGGGAGGGUCCCCAGUGGUGGUGUGUGUCCCCCUCCCAACCUUCUUUUUGGAUUUGGAGAUGCCUCAGGGUGCUCCACAUCCCAUGUCUCCUCACAGGACUUCCCAUCAUGGUGCCCUGGACCUUCUGGGUUCUGCUGCUCCUCUGUUCCACUACCAGGUUUUUCAGCUGCCUGUGCCUUGGAACCCCCCUGGAAGAUCUGGGGACUUCCCAGGAGCUGAGGACCCUCCAAAAGGAGGAGUUGUGGGAGCAUCUGGAUGGGUGGCUGAGCCCAGAGAACCCCUCCAACCCCAGCCUACAGCUCCUGGAUGAGACCCUCACCACCGGUGGGCAGCUCCGGGUGGCUCAGCUGAUGGAGGACAUCAUCCAAUGGAUGGGCAACAUGAGCAGAUGUGGAGCUGUGGAGCUCCAGGCAGGACACUGGGUUGUCCCUCCCAGCCACCACCAGGCAGAGGAAAAAGCUUGGGAUGUCCAUUCCCAACGAGAGUCCAACACCUCUCUUCUCCUGGCCCAGCAGCACUGGAUGGAGAAGAUGAUGGAGAAACUGCAGAAGGUCAACCAGAGCCUGGGGCUGCUGCUGGUAGCCAUGGAGGGUGCACGGAGCCAGCUGGAGAACCAUCUACAGGAGCUUCACAGUGUCCUUGAGCCAUCUGGCUGGAGCCCAAGUGCCAUCUCCACCUGCAUCCUACAUGGCUUUGGGGUGCUGGUUGGGUUCCUGGUGCCCACACCACCCCGUGCUGUCCUCCUCCUCCUCCUUGCCUUCAGCACCCUUGGUGACCUCCUUGGCAUCCAGGCACUCACCACUUCCCUGCUCCUCUCCAUGGCAGGACAGUGUCUGGUGACUGCCACCCGCUGUGGUGCUCGGAGAGCCUGGCCAGUGUCACCCUGUCACCAACUCACCUCCACCCCAGAGAGGGGACACGAAAUGGAGCUGUUGCAGGAGGAGCUGGACAGGAUGGGAAUAAGCUGCCUGCAAGAGCUCUCAUGCCUGGAGGAGCACCCAGGGGUGGCAAGGGACCACCCUGGCUUAGCAGGGAAGGUGUCACCCACCCCCAGUGGCUGGAGGACAAACAUGACCUUGUGUGGGGUGAAGCCACAGCUGACCUUGGGAACCAGAAAGAGUUGGGAGACCAAACCCUACAACCCAAAGCAGUCCAUGACCAGCGAUGUGUCCUUGAUGUCCCCACGGUCCCCAUGCCAGGGGCUCACCAAAGCUGGGCAGAGGUGCAGGAAGAAAGCCAUCCCUGGGCAGGACUUCUGUCAUGUCCAUGCCACCACUCAAAGCUCCUGCAUGGAUUCACCACCCCAUCUUUGACCCUCUACCCCCUCCCAGAGGGGUUUUUAACCCUUAUGUGGCUCUUCCAGAUGCUGGGGGAGAACACAUGGUGGCUCAGGACCCUAAGG